AUGGAUACCCUCAACUUAACAAAAAAAUGCCCUAACCCUGGUCACAAAGAUGCCGCCUCUAAAGAUGAGAAAAUGAAUGUCAAAAGGCCCAAACUCGAAGCGACUGAUGCAGAACUUAUGUUCCCGCUGCCUCCGUUUCGUCAAACACCCGGCCCAAUCUCAGUCUCCCAGUCAUACUUGCACAGACUCAUUGUGGAACGUUGGGAGGCAGAAGUGAACGCCUGUGAGCAAGCAAAAAAACAGCAGCUAUCAGAAAUUGCACCAGGCCCAAAUAUUAGUAUCUUACAAGCAAGCUUGCGAAGAAUUGUCGGCAAGCGCUGGGAUGCAGAAUUGAAGCGAAGCGAGCCCAACUUUUAG
Suillus subalutaceus is the source of this 357-nucleotide messenger RNA. RefSeq lists its product as uncharacterized. The record is from RefSeq and is a predicted model, not a curated record. Lineage: Eukaryota; Fungi; Basidiomycota; Agaricomycetes; Boletales; Suillaceae. The transcript is spliced from 3 exons. The coding region runs from base 1 to 357 and encodes 118 amino acids.